GAAGCAAUCAAUGCAACCAGAAUUUUUUUAGAAAAUUUUAAAAAACUACCGGCAGGAGGAAAUGACAUAAAUAUACUGGUAGCCACUCACGAACUCGAAUCAUUUGCAGUUAAAUACGGCAAGACUCAUCUCACAGCGAAUGAAAGCGCAGUUACUGUACAUGUGCAAAAAUUGUUUGGUGAGUUUUAUGCUCUGUCUGAGGUCAGGUCUUUUUUUUCAUUUUUCAGUUGAAUAUUUAAAAAUUUAUAUCCAGCUUCGUAUUCAAGGUCAUAUUAAUUUACGCUAGAUGCUGACGCUCACAAGGAAAAAUGAACAAUAUUUGGCCUUUACUUGUUCUCCACGGUGUAAUCAAGUGGUUAGUAUGGCCGUAAAUUAACCGGUUAGCUUUUUACAGGAGUGGCCUAUACCAGGAGCUAGGUUGGGUGGGGGAGGCUGGAAUUAACUAGCCCAUUUAAAUAGAAAUCUUUUUUAUGGAGUAAACCAUCCCAGGUAUUGAUUUUUUCAAUACGAACAGACAUAGGAUAGACAGACUAAUCUACUAAAUCUAAAUUGGGCUAUACAAAAAACUAAAACCUCUCAUUGUUUGAAUUGAUAUUAAGAAAUGGCGAACCUGGAAGUGAGAGGGGUGUACCGGCGGGUGUACGUUACAUCUUAAUGGCCGACCAUUUGACUGUUGAGGGGGAGGGUAUGGGUGAUUUCAGGAAAAAAUAUCCUGGAGACUGAUUUCAUGGAAAAAAUAAUUCUUGCAAGGAAAUAGCUGGCGGAAAAAAAUUCUGCACUGAAGAGAAAUAUUUUUCAUGGCUUAUAAUGCUGGAAAAAAAAAUCUUACAUCGUCAAGUUGUUAAUGUCACGAAAAAAAAUGAUAUCACCAAAGGUUUGGGGAAAAAAAAUUUCACAUCGAUUGGUAACCAAUUUCUAUAGGUAUGGGGAUCCGCUAUAAAAAUUGCGUGGUAUAACUAGUUCACAAGGAAAAGUCACUAAAAUUUUAUGACAUCUUAAAAAUAUUGUAAUAACUACAUACAUACAUACAUACAUACAUACAUACAUACACUUUAUUGAUGCUCCCUAAGUGGGCUUUUCAGCUCAAUAGAAUAAAAAAAUACAAAUAUAUAAAUUAAUUGAGAAUGUAAAUACAAUAAUAUUAUAAUUACAAAAUAUAUAUCAAUAAUAUAAUAUAUCAACUUAAUAAAACAAUUGCAAGAUGACGUCUAAAAUUCCUGGGGCAUUUUAAGGACUUAAUGUUAUCAUUCAAGGAGUUCCAGAGUUUGGCUCCUCUGAAAGCAAAGGAGCGCUGCCCUGUUGACAGGCGACAUAAAGGUAUAUCCAAAGCACCAGAUGAUCGAGUUUGUCUAUUAUGGACUUGAGAACGUGAUUUAAACAUAUCAGCAAGAUAGUCUGGAACAAGCUUGUUAAUACAUUUGUGCAUCAUAGUAGCGUCAUUUAGAAUGAGUUUCUCUCUAAUAGGAAGCCAUUUCAACGAUCGCAACCCAUCCGAAAUAUGGUCAUACUUUCUUAGUCCCAGAAUAAUUCGCCCAGCAAAGUUUUGGACUUUUUGUAACUUGUCAAUAUUGCUGCUGCUGGUAUUACUCCAGACAGUUGAACAAUAUUGGAGUUUACUAAAGACAAAUGAAUUUAUUACUAACAGAAGUGUUUUCCUAUCCAGGAGGUGCUUGAUUCUGUUAAUUUGGUACAAUUUAAAAAGGCAUUUAGAGGCAAUCUCAGUGAUAUGUUGGUUAUAACUGAGGCGUGUGUCGAGAAGAACACCCAAGUCCUUAACGACAGGCACAGGUGUUAUUUCCUUGUCAAAAAGUGUUAUACUGAAUGAUGACAGUUUCUUUAAAAGUUGUGGUAAUCCAACAGCUAGAACCUUAGUUUUGUCCGGAUUAAUCAAAAGAGAGUUUUUACAGCACCACUGAGAUAUUCUCGUAAGAUCUUCGUUUAAGGCGAGGAUGGACGUGGGUAAUUCGGCAGGUGAAAAGGACAAAUACAAUUUACAAUCAUCAACAUAGGAGGCAGAUAGACAACGUUUAGGAACAGAAAGGAGGUCGUUAACAUAGAUUGUAAACAAAACCGGACCUAAAAUAGAGCCUUGCGGAACUCCGAACUCAAGUGGGAGUACUUUAGAAACUGCGUCACCAAUUCGAACGCACUGUUGUCGGUUAGAAAGGUAACUCUGAAACCAAUCCAAUGCACCCUGGGAAAAAUCGAGAUUUUGUAGCUUGGAUAACAGGAUGUCGUGUCGAAUACUAUCAAAUGCUUUAGACAUAUCUAAUAAGACCAUGAUGGAAACUUUCUUGUUAUCCAUAGCCUGUAGCAACUGAUCUGUAACGUACAACAGAGCUGUUUCUGUCGAGUGAAGCUUUCUAUUUCCGCUCUGAUGUGCUGCCAGUUUAUUAUUUCUAAUUAGAUGCUCAUAUUAACUGACAUAUUACAUUAAUAAGGCUUUACAGUCAGAUAGUUAUUGGUUAUUGGUUUUGUAGAAAUGAAGAUUCAGAGGGCUUUGGAAAACAAUACGGAACCGAUUGCUUGCUCUAAAAGCAAUAGAACAGAGAACAUUGUCAUUCCUUCGGAAAACUUCAAAGCACAAGGUAAAAACAGUGUCACUAGCUUCUUAAUUAUGAGUUAAUCAUGAGUACUGGCACUGUAGCGACCAAUAAUUUAUUUUAUAAGUCCUACCAGCUUUUCAAAUAUUGUACUAUACACGACCAUUUCAGAGCACUUUGGCACCAGCAAGAUUGUUUGGAAUUUGUUAAGAUUGAGUUAAGAAUUCAAAUAGCCUAUAUUAUGCUAACUCAAGAAAGGGGAAAUAAAAGGUCAGAGACCUUGAUGUUAAAUUCGGUAUCGGCUAAACAUUUCACUUUUUUACCUAAUCACUUUAAUUUUAUCUCAGACACUGUCACCGUAUGCACGCUCUACCAUGGUGAGGUCAGGAAGUGGAUACCCGGUGGAGAAAGAGUUGGACUGAACGGGUUAGGCAUAUAG
Messenger RNA from Porites lobata, 2982 nucleotides. NCBI's taxonomy places the organism in Eukaryota, Metazoa, Cnidaria, Anthozoa, Scleractinia, Poritidae. The record is from the annotation of a GenBank genome assembly.